Molecule: messenger RNA, 1284 nt
Organism: Psammomys obesus (fat sand rat)
Lineage: Eukaryota; Metazoa; Chordata; Mammalia; Rodentia; Muridae
Gene: Mzt1
Product: mitotic spindle organizing protein 1
Exons: 3
Coding region: 100-336 (78 amino acids)
Biological process (GO): gamma-tubulin complex localization; mitotic spindle assembly; microtubule nucleation by interphase microtubule organizing center
Cellular component (GO): centrosome; spindle; gamma-tubulin ring complex
Source: RefSeq, a predicted model, not a curated record
GCGUGAGCGCGGCGGCGCGGUGCGGUGGCCGGGCGGUGAGGCGGGCCCUCCGGUUCCGGGUCAGGCCCCGUCCCGCCGGCCCGGGGCCUUCUCCUCUCCAUGGCGAGCGGCGGCGGGGCGGGCGCGGCGGCCUCGGCCAACCUGAACGCGGUGAGGGAGACCAUGGACGUUCUGCUGGAGAUUUCAAGGAUUUUGAAUACCGGUUUGGAUAUGGAAACACUGUCUAUUUGUGUACGGCUUUGUGAACAAGGAAUCAACCCGGAAGCCUUAUCAUCUGUUAUCAAGGAGCUCCGAAAGGGUACUGAAGCACUAAAGGCUGCUGAAAAUACAAGCUGACUUUCGGGAGGUCGUGAUGAGAGCUGUCAAGCUUGGCAAGAAAAUCUGAAGAUUGCAUUGUAGUCAAUAUGUACAAGUAGUAUAAGUACAAUUCACAGAAAAAAUUUGUGUCAUUAUUUUUACUAUUUCAAAUGAUGGUUCAAAAUAAAUUAAAAAAAAAAGAUUAUGAUGGUCAUUGGUUCGGUUCCUGUUACGGAAUCUCAAUGGAAUAUUUUCAAAAGCUUAAUAUGGAUUUAAUCUGAAUUUUUUGUUUCUUAAAUUUUAAUUUUGGUUCCAUGCUAUUUAAAUGACCUAAAAGCAUUCAUUUUCUGUAGCCUUUUUUCUUUUUUUUUUUUUUUUUAGAUAGGCAGAAGUGGUUUUAAAAAGAUUUACUAAUUAAGUAGCUACCUUUCUGCUAUUAAACUAAUCUCUUCUGUUGAUCAGUUUUGUUUUGUUUUGUUUUGUUUAGUUUAGUUUUCCUGCUAUCAGAAAGCUAAGGAAGAAGAAUUGUGAAUCACAGGCCAGCUUUGGCUACAUAGACAACAUAGUGAGACCCAGUCUCAACAGACAAAAUCAUGGCUUGUAGCUGUUUGACUUUUUAAAUGCAUGACAUUUUUACUAAGUAAACUGAAAGGUCUAUUAUAGGCAACUCUCCCAAGUUGGGAGACAGAACUUGUAAGAAUGAUCUGGUUGGUGAUAUGCAUAUAGAGCAUGCUCAAACUUCACAAUGUGUAUGAAUCCUCGACCAUAGAGUUGAUAGCUUUAUUUAUGAUUUUGUAGAUUGUUAUUUAUGUGUGAAAGAAACAAAAUAUAUUGAGGAAGGAUUGUGUUUAUAAUUGACUUGUUUAUUGUGUCACGUUUUUAAAUGUAAACAUUUUUAAUGAGUGCUUAAGUAAUAUUUAAUAAACCAGUGAUAAUGGCAGCAUCAUGCAUGUUGUCAGGGACGAAAAUAAAAUCAUUUUGGUGUUA